AUGAAGAAGUUUCAAAAACGGAGGGCGAUAGUCAGAGCUAAUAGGGAAGCAAAUGCACAGACUCAGGAAACAGUCAAUAAGCCACCUUGGGAAGAGGAACUAGAUAGACAACUGACCGAUUUCCAUAUGUUAGCCACUACAGCAGUAGACGCUAACCUAAACCAAAUAGCUGAACCACCACUGUUACCUUUAUUCCCAGACCAACAAAUGCUAGAACCCAACCAAUUCCCGAUACGUGCAUUUGACCCCAACAAGUUACCUAGAAUUCCAACCCCACAACCUUUAGAAUAUGAUCCAUGGUUUGACGACAAUAGGUUGUACUCGGCCCUAUAUAAUCCCAAAGAGCCAAUGCCUUUAGAACGUGAUCUGUGGUGGGAUGAAGAUAGAACAUUUUUCAAAAUGAAUAGCGCCGACCCUUACAAGGAACCCAUACCUCAGAACCCUGACCCAUUAAACCCACCAAUGAGUCGAGAAUGUAUGCAGGAACUCUGUCAGUAUGGAGAAAAUUUAGUGAAUGAAGGAAAUAGAAUCCGACAGAUAGGGGAAAAAUUUGUUUGGAAGUAUGACGAGAAUGAAAUGCAGUACUGGAGGAGCGUAUUCUCAGUUCAUGUGUUCUCGUUUUCGAAGAGGGAUACGGUGAACAUUGGAGCCAUUAUGACCAUGAAUACCGUCAAUGGGAAGGUCUCAACCAUUGCCAUGAAGGCAGCUGUGGAUGAUGUUAACUCCAAUCCCAACGUUUUGCCUGGAAAAAGAUUGAGUCUUUCCAUUCAUGAUGCGAACCACAGUGGCUUUCUCGGUAUUGCUGGUGCAUUGAAGUACAUGAAUGCUGAUAUCGUGGCUGUCAUUGGUCCAUACGGUUCUAUGAUGGCUCAUGCACUUUCAAAUGUUGCAAGUGAACUCCAUGUCCCUUUUUUAUCCUUCACAGCAUUAGACCCCUCACUUUCACCUCUUCAAUACCCUUAUUUCAUCCAAACAGCCCCGAACGAUCUUUAUCUGAUGACCGCCAUUUCUGAAAUUAUAAGUUAUUUCAGUUAUCGAGAAGUAACUGCCAUAUACACAGAUGAUGAACAAUUUAGGAACAGUAUAUACACAUUAGGUGAUCAACUAUGGGAGAAACGUUGUAAGCUUUCUUACAAAGCACCAUUGCCACCCGACUCUUCAUUAACUCCACAAGAUAUUCAUAAUGUGUUGGUCAACGUUCGAUCAAUGGAACCCCGUGUUAUUGUUGUACAUACUUACUCUCCAACGGGCCUUUCUGUUUUUGAAACUGCUAAAAGGCUUGGCAUGAUGAAGAAAGGAUAUAUUUGGAUUGCAACCACUUGGCUAGCAACUGUUUUGGAUUCUGCUGGUAAUUCUUCUAAAAAUGCAUCUGUUUUACAAGGGGUUCUCACACUUCGGCCCCACAUACCAGAUUCUAAUAAAAAACGGGAUUUUGAAAGACGGUGGAAGAAUUUGAGUAAUGGGUCGAUCGGAUUGACCUCGUAUGGUUUAUAUGCUUACGAUACAGUUUGGAUGAUUGCACGCGCCCUUGACAAGUUUUUUAAUAAAGGCAGAAAAGUUUCUUUCUCUAAUUAUUCUCCUCUAACUGGUUUAAAGGGAACAAAAAGUUUGAAUCUUGGAGGACUUAGUAUUUUUGAUGGAGGAAAACAACUGCUUACAAACUUAUUGCAAACAAAUAUGAGUGGUCUCACCGGCCUGGUUGGGUUUAAUCCUGACCGGUCUGUGAUCCACCCUUCUUUUGAUAUAAUUAAUAUGGUUGGGGGCCAGAGUUGGCUUCUUGGAUACUGGUCGAACCACUCUGGGCUAUCGGUUCAGCCUCCAGAGACUCUUUAUGCAAAACGAUCAAACCGUUCUUCUAAUCAAGAUUUAAGAAGUGUGGUAUGGCCUGGGAACACAACAGAAAAGCCCCGUGGAUGGGAAUUUUCAAAUAAUGGGAAACCAUUAAGGAUUGGCGUUCCAGUCAGUGCUGGUUUUAAAGAAGUUGGUAUACAGGUCAGCGCUUCAAAUGAAAUUCAUGGCUUUAGCAUAGAUGUUUUUCUUGCUGCACGAAAGUUGAUUCCAUAUCCAGUUCCUUAUGAGUUUGUCGUAUUUGGGGAUGGUCACACGAACCACAGCUACACCGAGCUUGUAAAUAAAGUUGCACACAACGUGUUUGAUGUUGCUGUUGGUGAUAUUUCAAUCAUCACUAACCGUACAAAGGUGGUUGACUUCACACAGCCAUAUAUAGAAUCGGGUUUAGUUGUAGUGGUUCCUAUAAAGAAACUAGACUCGAGUGCUUGGGUUUUCUUGCAUCCGUUUACUCCACAACUGUGGAUCGUCACCACGGUUUUCUUUGUCAUGGUUGGAAUUGUUGUGUGGAUACUGGAACACGGGUGGAACGACGAAUUUAGGGGCCCACCAAAGAAACAAUUAGUCACCAUCUUCUGGUUCACUUCAUCAACUUUGUUUUUCGCACAUAAAGAAAGCAUAGUGAGCAGCCUUGGUCGACUGGUUCUCAGCAUCUGGCUUUUUGUAGUUCUGAUCGUCACCUCAAGUUACACCGCUAGCCUUUCAUCCAUUUUAACUGUUCAACAACUUUCAUCUCCAAUCCAAGGAAUUGAUUCACUGAUCUUGACCAAUGAACGAAUCGGGUUUCAAGUAGGAUCAUUUGCUGAGAAUUAUAUGAUGGAAGAACUCAACAUUCCAAGAUCAAGACUUAUGGCUCUUGGUUCCCCACAAGAAUAUGCUGAGAAACUCAGGGCAGGAAUAGUUGCAGCUAUUGUGGAUGAAAGGCCCUACAUUGAUCUUCUCCUUGCAGAUAACUGUGGGUUUCAAGUUGUUGGUGAAGAGUUCACUAAAAGUAGUUGGGGAUUUGCAUUUCCAAGGGACUCCAAGUUAGCUAUUGACAUGUCAACUGCCAUACUAAAAUUAUCCGACAAUGGUGAGCUUGAAAAGAUUCAUGACUAUUGGCUCAAGAGAAAAACUUGCAACCCACAAAAUUUGGACUCGGAACAAAUUCAACUAAAAAGCUUUUGUGGACCGUUUCUCAUCUUUGGAGUUGUUUGUGCUCUGGCCCUCCUUAUAUACUUUUGCAUGAUCCUUCAUAAGUUCAAAAAACACUAUUUGGAACUCCAGAACCAGUCUUUAAGAAGCGGGUCCCAUGUGGUGCGUAGGUUUUUAUUAUUUGUAGAUGAGAAAGAAAUGACAUCAAAGAACACGCUAAAGAGAAAGAGGGAGAGGUCCAUAUAUAAGGUCAAACCGAAUUCAAGCCGAGUUAGAUGAAGAGUAAAAUGUGAAUAAGUGAUCGAACCCAAAUGUCUAUUGCUGGUAUAUCUUAUAGCCUUAACAUAAACAAAUCAUAGUUGGUGUAAUUUGCUAACUUGCAUGAUAAUUGUGUGUAUAA
Messenger RNA from Helianthus annuus (common sunflower), 3382 nucleotides. RefSeq names its product glutamate receptor 3.2-like. The coding region runs from base 1 to 3261 and encodes 1086 amino acids. The transcript has 7 exons. Gene Ontology annotation, cellular component: plasma membrane. NCBI's taxonomy places the organism in Eukaryota, Viridiplantae, Streptophyta, Magnoliopsida, Asterales, Asteraceae. Gene Ontology annotation, molecular function: glutamate-gated receptor activity. The record is from RefSeq and is a predicted model, not a curated record.